Messenger RNA from Prosopis cineraria, 1398 nucleotides. RefSeq lists its product as uncharacterized. Bases 195 to 1082 code for a protein of 295 amino acids. The transcript has 6 exons. The record is from RefSeq and is a predicted model, not a curated record. Gene Ontology annotation, cellular component: nucleolus; small-subunit processome. Gene Ontology annotation, molecular function: rRNA (pseudouridine) methyltransferase activity; rRNA binding. Gene Ontology annotation, biological process: rRNA base methylation. Lineage: Eukaryota; Viridiplantae; Streptophyta; Magnoliopsida; Fabales; Fabaceae.
UAGCCCACCCAAUCAACGAAAAAAGAAAAUACUGGGGAGUAAAAGCCAGGUUCCUGGAAUUUCUGGACUACAAACCCUAGUCACCGAUUAGAAUCGAAAAUCGCCGUUCAUUCAGCUUUCAGUUGCAUGGUUUUGUCUUAAUUUUGGUUCUGCUUCAUAGUAAGUGGGUCUUCCAUUGUUGACGAGCUUCAGCAAUGACGCGGCCUUAUGGUGUGAAGGAUCGGAAGCGAAAGAGGAAGGAGGAGAAGUACGAUCCCGAAGAAGAUGAAGAAGCGGAACCAAUGGGUGCAGCCAAGAGAGCUUUAACGGGGGAUUCAAACUCCCUAGAGGAAGAAAAAUCUGCCGAAGAAGCACGAGACGCGGUUGCGGCGGAUGAACUUGAAGGUAUUCCUAUAGCGCCAAGUGACCGCAACAGUGAUAAGUCUAAGGUUAUAUUUGUUCUUGAAAGGGCUUCUUUGGAAGUCGCCAAAGUUGGCAAGAGUUAUCAGAUUUUGAAUUCGGACGACCAUGCCAAUUUCUUGCGUAAACAUAACAAGAAUCCUGCUGAUUACAGGCCCGACAUCGUUCAUCAGGCCCUUCUAAUGAUUCUGGAUAGCCCACUAAAUAAAGCAGGAAGGGUGCAAGCUGUGUAUGUAAGAACUGAAAAGGGUGUUCUCUUUGAGGUUAAACCUCAUGUUCGUAUACCAAGAACUUUCAAGCGGUUCUCUGGCGUCAUGUUGCAAUUACUUCAGAAAUUGAGCAUAACUGCUGUUGGUAAGCGUGAGAAACUUCUCCGUGUGAUCAAAAACCCUGUAACCCAGCAUUUACCAUUAGAUUCUCGAAAAAUAGGUUUCUCCUACAACUCACAAAAGCUGGUAGACAUGAAUGAUUAUGUGUCAACUAUUGCCACCAAUAUGAGUCCCGUCUUUGUGGUAAUCUCAGAAGUUCAACUCCUGAUUUUCUUUGAAUUUCAUCAGACUUUUUAUUCAACCCACAAAUUUUCUGAGACAAAUCUAAAUUCAGUUUCUAGCUACCCUCUAAGUGCUGCGUAUUGUCUUACUAGGAUUUGUGCUGCCCUUGAAGGAAAAUGGAAGAUCUUGUAAGCUUCAGCUUUGCGUAAAACGCAGUUGCUAACAUGAGUGGUAUUGUCUUACCAGGAUUUGUGCUUCCCUUGAAGGAAAAUGGUAGAUCUUGUAAGCUUCAGCUUUACGUAAAACGCAGUUACUAACAUGAGUGGUAAGUAUAUAAAUUACUGUAGGAGAGAGAACUUGGCCAUGGAGAGCAAUCAGCCUAUCAUGUACAAGACUAGACGUUGUCUCAUAGCGGCAAUAUGUUGAUUACGGAUUGAUCAUGGAGCGAUGUUGUAUUUUGAUUACGCAUGUUCCUCGCGCAUUUGAAGAGUUGGUUCACGUUUUGACA